Messenger RNA from Seminavis robusta, 1410 nucleotides. Lineage: Eukaryota; Bacillariophyta; Bacillariophyceae; Naviculales; Naviculaceae. The record is from the annotation of a GenBank genome assembly.
AUGGGAGAAGACGGCGACGGAGAGAAAAAGGAGCGAAGGAAGAGUACAAGGGAAGGCAAGAAGGAUAGCAAAAAGGACUCCAAGAAAGAGAGCAAAAAAGAGAGCAAAAAGGAAUCCAAGAAGGAGAGUAAGAAGGACAGCAAAAAGGAAAGUAAGAAAGACAGCAAGAAGGAAUCCAAGAAAGAUAGCAAGAAGGAAUCCAAAAAGGAAUCCAAGAAGGAGAGCAAAAAAGAUUCGAAAAAGGAACCCAAGAAGGAGAGCAAGAAGGAGAGUAAGAAAGAGAGCAAACGAAAGGACUUGAAAAAGCGAAAGAGUACCAGCAAAAUAGUCAUUCCGGGACAGGAAUCCACAGUCUCCUUUAUCGAUCCCUCCGAACUCGUGGACUUGCCCGAUACGAAAGAAUUGGAGGAGCCUGCCGUGGAGGAUUUCACACCGGUACCAAUCGCUUCGGCUGGCAAUUCCAGCGCCGUUUUCGUGGAUAGCAGUGACGAUGAAAAACCAAAAGCCAGUACUAGCGCCGAAGAUGAUGAAAUCAAGGCUCUACUGGAGGGCCUGACGGAAGAUGCCAAUACGGACGACAAUAGUUCCUCCAGUUCCAGUAGCUCGUCCUCGAGUAAUUGGUCGAAACGAGAGAUUGAACUCCCUCAGAACUAUCUUGAUCACGUGGUCCUGGCCGCACCCGAGCUGUUUACGGCAAUCGAAGAAUUUGAAGAAAAGACGGGCAUUGAACCCAUCGUCUCGGGACAUAUAAGAGGACUGGGUAUCAAGACGGCUCGAGUGACAUUCGAAGGACCCUCCUUUCUCGAAAUCAUUGCCCCGGAUCCUGACAGUAAUGGGCCCAUCGGGACACUCCUUCGAUCCACAGGUCUCACCGGUUUGACCCCGUUUCAUUGGGCCAUUCGAACGUCGGACGCUGAAGCCAUGGUUCCCUCAUUGAGGAACAUUGGCUACACACCAGAUGUCAUUGGCAUGUCGGGAGCGAAUCAGGAUGGCACUCGACGCAAAUGGGAAAUGCUCUUUUUGUACGGCCACAGGCUGGGUGGUAUCGCGCCGUUCUUUAUCAAUUGGGGAAAUUCAGAACAUCCUUGCGAAACAAUGCCAAUUGUGGGAGACUUGGUUGGGCUGACGAUACGGGCUCCUCCGGAUGAUUAUAUUCACAAAAUGAUGGCACUUACUGGCUCUCAAGGAUUCAACUUGGAGAUUGGAAGUCCUCACUUUGAGAUCAAGUUUCAGUGCCCAAGUGGUGAGGUUUCCUUUGAAGCCGACAGAAUGGUAGGAUUUCGGUUCCCUGGUUUUGAAGACGAGUGCGGCCCUAUCGUUGGUCAUGCUGAAGAAGAAUUACCAGAGCUCGUUAUGCCCGCAAUGCCUGACAUGUUGGACUUGAAUGCAGAAUACGAUGGUGACGACUGA